AUGGCGAACCCGAGGCGAGCCAUCGCGCUGCACAUCCAGACGCAGCCGCCUCCUCUCCCAACUACCGCCGCCGCCCUUCCACCUCACUCCUCUCUGGCGUCGUCGCUGCUCCACUUCCUGAAGCGGCCGGCGUCCUUCCCUUUCCUUCUCUCACUCUUUGUCCUCCUCACCUGGCUCUCGCUCCGCUUCCACCACCCCUCGCCGCCACCGUCGCUCGGCGGCCGCCCCUCCGUCGUGCACGAUCCUGAAGCAAACCUCGUCCGUUUCCCCGCGGAGCUCCACCCCACCCCCAUCGCCCGCGACGGGCGCGGGUGGCUCCUGGACCCCGUCGCCGCCGCCCGCGACGCCGGCCUUCCAGGUGAGCACUCCUCAACUCACGCCUCCAAUGAUGAGCCAAUCGCUGCUGCAAUUGUAGCAAGAGUGCUGUGA
Messenger RNA from Miscanthus lutarioriparius, 429 nucleotides. NCBI's taxonomy places the organism in Eukaryota, Viridiplantae, Streptophyta, Magnoliopsida, Poales, Poaceae. The record is from the annotation of a GenBank genome assembly.